Molecule: messenger RNA, 1133 nt
Organism: Oryza sativa Japonica Group (Japanese rice)
Lineage: Eukaryota; Viridiplantae; Streptophyta; Magnoliopsida; Poales; Poaceae
Product: psbP domain-containing protein 4, chloroplastic
Biological process (GO): photosynthesis
Cellular component (GO): photosystem II oxygen evolving complex; extrinsic component of membrane; photosystem II
Molecular function (GO): calcium ion binding
Source: RefSeq, a predicted model, not a curated record
UCAAUGAAAAACAAGAAGCAAAAAAAUUAUUCAAGAAACAUCAUAGAGCCAGAGCUAGAGCAUCACAGAGAAAGAAGAACUUGCUCCCAAUAAACUAUCCAUGCUUCUUGCAGAGAUGAUGAACAGCUCAGUGCUGUUCUUGCCAAGCUCAUCCCUGUUCCUCACAAAGCAGCUGGUACCUGCAACCAAGGGCAGAGCAUCAGCAGCAGCUGCUGUUAGGUGCAGCAGUGGGCCCAAUCUGUCAGAAGCACAUGAGGAGGAGGAUGGUGUAGCCUCCUUGAUGGGGAGGAGGCAUGCAAUGGCUUCUGCUGCUGCUGCCUGUGGAGUUUCAGUGUUUGGUUUUGCAGGUGAGAGCAUGGCAGUGAAGCAGGGCCUUCUGGCUGGGCGGAUCCCUGGGCUCUCUGACCCUGAUGAAAAAGGUUGGAGAACAUACCGUAGGCCAGACGACAAGUCCGGUGGACAUGGAGUUGGAUGGAGCCCAAUCAUUCCCUACAGCUUCAAAGUUCGUGAUGGCUGGGAAGAGGUCCCGGUGUCGAUUGCUGAUCUUGGUGGCACCGAGAUCGACCUGCGGUUUGCGAAUUCCAAGCAGGGACGUUUGUUCGUCGUUGUAGCACCGGUUCGCAGGUUUGCAGAACUCGACGAUGCGACAAUUGAAAAGAUCGGUACACCGGAGAAGGUGAUCGACGCCUUCGGACCAGAGGUGAUCGGUGAAAAUGUUGAAGGGAAGGUUUUGUCCAUGGCAACAGCAGAGUAUUCAGGAAGAACUUACUACCAGUUUGAGCUGGAACCACCUCAUAUCUUCAUCACUGCAACUGCCGCUGGAAACAGGCUCUACCUGUUCAAUGUAACUGCAAAUGGGCUACAAUGGAAGAGGAAUUACAAUGACCUGAAGCAAAUAGCUGAAUCAUUUCGUGUUGUCUAGGGUUUAAAUAAAUUGCUCACGAUGUAUCUGUUUAUGUGCAUACCAUUAGAGAAAAUGAGGUGCUAUUAUACAGACUGCAGAGGGGCAAUGAGUAAGAAAACAUAACUUUUGAAUAUGAGUUGUUAAAGCUGAAGCUUUUGAACAUUGUACGUAAACUUCCCUUUUUGAGGCCUAAAUGCCUAAUACUAGAUACAAAAUUUUCUAGAUCUAA